This is a messenger RNA of Mugil cephalus (flathead mullet), 1179 nucleotides long. RefSeq names its product proteasome 20S subunit alpha 5 (gene psma5). The record is from RefSeq and is a predicted model, not a curated record. The transcript has 10 exons. Lineage: Eukaryota; Metazoa; Chordata; Actinopteri; Mugiliformes; Mugilidae. Gene Ontology annotation, biological process: proteasome-mediated ubiquitin-dependent protein catabolic process. The coding region runs from base 142 to 867 and encodes 241 amino acids. Gene Ontology annotation, cellular component: proteasome core complex; proteasome core complex, alpha-subunit complex; nucleus.
ACGUUGCCGUGGAGUCGGAACCUCAGUUAGUGUUGUGUUUUCUCCCGUCUUCUUUGGAUGUUACACCCCAGACGCUUCCCCUGAAACAAGCGAACUCAUUCAAGGAUUUUUUGCUGAAGGUCCUGUGUGAAACGUUAAAAGAUGUUUUUGACCAGAUCGGAAUAUGACAGAGGUGUGAAUACAUUCUCACCUGAAGGAAGAUUGUUCCAGGUUGAAUAUGCCAUAGAGGCGAUAAAGUUGGGCUCUACAGCCAUUGGUAUCCAGACAUCAGAGGGGGUGUGUCUGGCUGUGGAGAAGAGGAUCACCUCUCCCCUGAUGGAGCCCAACAGCAUUGAGAAGAUUGUGGAAAUCGACAGUCACAUCGGUUGUGCCAUGAGCGGCUUGAUAGCUGAUGCUAAGACUCUCAUUGACAAAGCGAGAGUGGAAACACAAAACCACUGGUUUACCUACAAUGAAACAAUGACAGUGGAGAGUGUGACUCAAGCUGUGUCCAACCUGGCCCUGCAAUUUGGAGAAGAAGACGCGGACCCUGGUGCCAUGAGUCGACCCUUUGGCGUUGCUCUCCUGUUUGGGGGAGUUGACGAAAAAGGACCCCAGCUCUACCACAUGGACCCAUCAGGAACUUUUGUGCAGUGUGAUGCUCGGGCCAUCGGUUCCGCGUCUGAAGGAGCACAGAGUUCUCUGCAAGAGGUUUACCACAAGUCCAUGACAUUAAAAGAGGCCAUCAAGUCGUCUCUCACCAUUCUGAAGCAAGUGAUGGAGGAGAAACUCAACGCCACCAACAUUGAGCUGGCAACAGUAGAGCCUGGCAAGACCUUCCACAUGUAUUCCAAAGAGGAGCUGGAGGAUGUAAUCAAGGACAUCUAAAGCAGACAGACUUGGUCUUGGUUGGAGUUUUGGGCUGGCAAGGAGAGAAGACGGGGGCCGGAUGUCACAACUUUCCAACAGCACAUUGUUGAUCUUGUUGCGUUCAAAAGUUUUUGUUUUGAUCGCCACAAGGUUUCUGUUUGCAAUGUGCCAAUUUAGUUCUUGUCCCCCAGUGUCUGAACAUCUCUGUAUAGGGUUCUGACCAGUUCUUACAACUGAGCGGCAGGAAGAAAAAAAAAUAUGGGUGGGGGCGGGGGUGCAUUUUUUGUUACGAAUCAGUACUUCGAUUAAACUCUUGUAUUCAGAAAGUGA